AUGCCGGCCUUGAUAGAAACUUGCGUUCCUGCUACAAGCACACAGGAGACUAUAUCGAGAAAAUACGAUGUUACACAAAACGGGUUCCUGCCCAGCUCCGCACCUUUGAGGAGGUUAACAGACCCUUAUUAUGCUCUGUGGGAAUUAUUGGCAGAGAAGCUUCCCGAGCUUUUGGAAAGAAAAUUGCUCCGAUAUAUCGUGGAUAGCAGCCAAGUUCUUUCGACAGACAGGCUACAAUCGGAAGAAGAGUGGCGACGAGCCUACGUGGUACUGGUUUUCCUGGCACAUGGAUAUAUCUGGGGCGGUGAUAGGCCUUCCGAGGUGCUCCCACCACAAAUUACAGUACCGUUGUUGAAGUUGGCUGAGCAUUUUGAUCUUCCGCCGUGUGCUACCUACGCCGGUCUGGUGCUUUGGAAUUUCGAGACCCUCAACAAUGACAGCGACUUUAGUGACCCCGACAACCUGCGUGCCAUCAAUACCUUUACCGGCACCGAGAGCGAAUCUUGGUUCUACAUGAUCUCGGUCGCACUCGAGGCCCAGUCGGCGUGGGUGAUGCCGCUCAUGGUGGAUGCCAUUGAAGCCACACACAGCCGCGAUUACGCCAAGAUGAAAAAGGGCCUGGAGCAAAUCAUCAUCGCCAUCAAGAAGAUGGAUGAGCUCCUGAAGCGCAUGUACGAGAAGUGCGACCCGGCCCUCUUCUACGACAAGAUUCGCCCGUUCCUGGCAGGCAGUGCAAACAUGGAAGCCGCAGGAUUGCCCAACGGAGUCUUUUACGACGAGGGUGACGGCAAGGGAUCGUGGCGCAAGCUCAUGGGCGGAAGCAACGGUCAGAGUUCACUCAUCCAAUUCUUCGACGUUGUCCUUGGCGUCGAGCACACUGGCGGCGCGGACAAGGCAUCCGUGCCCAAGGUCUGUCCCGUGUCCGGUAUGGCGACCGAGGAGAGCACAUCGGGAUGUCCCGUGUCGGCAGGAAAGGAGAAGAACAUGGGCUACCACGAAAAGGUACGCGCCUACAUGCCGGAGCCACACAGGCGGUUCCUGCGGAGCCUGGCACGGAUGGGCAGCCUGCAGGCCUUUGCCUCGACGCCGCAGCCCGACGCCGAGUUCGAGCAGGUCAAGGAGCUGUACCAGCUUGCGUGCAAGACCAUGGGCGACUUUCGGUGCACGCACAUUCAGGUGGUCACCAAGUACAUCAUCAUCCAAGCGCGGAAGCAGCCCGUCGGUGAGACGCUCAACUUGGCAAAGGCUUCCUCGGCGUCGGACGGAUCGGAUCUGAAGGGUACUGGCGGUACCUCCCUGGCUGCCUUCCUUAAACAAUCACGCGACGAGAGCUACGAAGCCGGGCGCGUGCCUGAUCAGCCUGCGCCAGGGGUAUCGAGCGAAUAUGCGGUCAUGUAA
Molecule: messenger RNA, 1398 nt
Organism: Pestalotiopsis fici W106-1
Lineage: Eukaryota; Fungi; Ascomycota; Sordariomycetes; Amphisphaeriales; Sporocadaceae
Exons: 2
Coding region: 1-1398 (465 amino acids)
Biological process (GO): 'de novo' NAD+ biosynthetic process from L-tryptophan
Cellular component (GO): cytoplasm
Molecular function (GO): metal ion binding; indoleamine 2,3-dioxygenase activity; heme binding
Source: RefSeq, a predicted model, not a curated record